AUGAAGAAAAAACCAUUUGCAAAAAUUACUGUUGUGUCUGUGGAUUCUCCAGCUCAACAAGCUGGCCUCAUUGUUGGUGAUGUUAUUACAGAAUUUGGUUCUCUUCAUUUUGAUAAUUUCACAUCACUUCAUCAGAUUGGACAGAUUGUUAGUAAUAGUGUUGGCAAAAAUGUUGUAGUGGUUGUACUCCGACACGGGGCACCUAUGAAACUAAAUUUAGUACCUCAAAAAUGGCACGGCCAAGGAUUUCUUGGUUGUAAUGUGAUAUCAUUGGAUGAAACAAAGCCUUAA
Molecule: messenger RNA, 291 nt
Organism: Ctenocephalides felis (cat flea)
Lineage: Eukaryota; Metazoa; Arthropoda; Insecta; Siphonaptera; Pulicidae
Product: 26S proteasome non-ATPase regulatory subunit 9-like
Exons: 2
Coding region: 1-291 (96 amino acids)
Biological process (GO): proteasome regulatory particle assembly
Cellular component (GO): cytoplasm; nucleus
Molecular function (GO): protein binding
Source: RefSeq, a predicted model, not a curated record